CCAGCUCCUCAAGUGUCCACUGCAGUGGUGGAGCCCUACAACUCCAUUCUUACCACCCACACCACUCUCGAGCACUCCGACUGUGCCUUCAUGGUAGACAAUGAGGCCAUCUACGAUAUCUGCCGUAGAAACCUCGACAUCGAGCGUCCCACCUACACGAACCUCAACAGGCUGAUCGGGCAGAUCGUUUCCUCCAUCACUGCAUCCCUGCGUUUCGAUGGAGCCCUGAAUGUAGAUCUGACCGAGUUCCAAACCAACUUGGUCCCCUAUCCACGUAUCCACUUCCCACUGGCCACCUACGCCCCAGUGAUCUCUGCAGAGAAAGCCUACCAUGAGCAGCU
Molecule: messenger RNA, 341 nt
Organism: Sinocyclocheilus rhinocerous
Lineage: Eukaryota; Metazoa; Chordata; Actinopteri; Cypriniformes; Cyprinidae
Product: tubulin alpha-8 chain-like
Exons: 1
Biological process (GO): microtubule-based process
Cellular component (GO): microtubule
Molecular function (GO): GTP binding; structural constituent of cytoskeleton
Source: RefSeq, a predicted model, not a curated record